GGGCUGUUUCUGCCAUCUUUCUCUCUCUCUUUAGUACCUGCUGCACUACUUGCUCAUCCUGAGGCGGUGGAUGAACCGGCAUACGUGGGAGAGGACGCCGGUGGCGGUGACGGCCUGGGCUCUGCUGAGGGACAGUUACCACGGCAACCUCUGCCUGCGCCACAAACCCCAGCACAUUGCCGUGGCCGUUCUCUACUUUGCUCUGCACUGCUACGGGCUGGAGGUGCCCGGGGAGGCCGUCGGCAAGAGGCUGUGGUGGGAGGUCCUCAGCGACGGAAUCUCCCGGGACAUCAUCCACGGCAUCAUCACCGAGAUCGUGGACAUCUACGAGAUGGACGCCAAGCUCUGAGGGAGGGGGCAUUCGGAGAGCAGGGCGCUCCCACCCUUGUGCCUCCGGGCUCAGAGGCAGAAUUCCUGACACCCUCCCCCCGAGUGACGGUUCCGGAGACUGAGUGACGGACACUGGAGAGGGUGGGGGUGCAUCCUGGGGCAUAGGGGAGCAGUGUUGCCCAGUUACCACCUCUGUGGCAUGUGGACAGGGUGCAUGUGUGUGUCUGUUUCUGACUGUGUGUGAGGGCGCGUUUGUGGCUGCGUGUGUGUGCAGGGAGGGGGUGGCCAUGUGUUUGUAAUAUGAUUAAAUCUCUUCAUGG
Molecule: messenger RNA, 650 nt
Organism: Hypanus sabinus (Atlantic stingray)
Lineage: Eukaryota; Metazoa; Chordata; Chondrichthyes; Myliobatiformes; Dasyatidae
Gene: ccnq
Product: cyclin Q
Exons: 2
Coding region: 71-349 (92 amino acids)
Biological process (GO): regulation of transcription by RNA polymerase II
Cellular component (GO): nucleus
Molecular function (GO): cyclin-dependent protein serine/threonine kinase regulator activity
Source: RefSeq, a predicted model, not a curated record